CGCCGCCGCCGGGCGGGCUCCGGCCGCCCCGCACCGACGUCUGCGCGAAGCCUCGCCGGCGCCCGGGGUGGAGCGGGGGGUGGGCGCGGCGCGGGCGAAAGGAGGCAGAUGCUGCCCGAGGCGCAGCCCCGCCAGAAGCGCUCGACCCUGGCUGGUGUCUGUCCGCAGCCUCCGGGACGCGGGGACCCACCGGGCGGGUGUCGGGGAGCGGGCGGCCCCAUGAGCUCCUCCGAGGAGUGAAGGGGCGUCCGGGCUGUGCCGGAGCGGGCGCUGAGCCGCCGCGGAGGUGGCCCGAGGUGACGGGAGGCCGGGAGAGGUGCCGCGCCAGCGCUGGGAGCGCUGCCACCGAGUUGAGUGGUCCCAUUAUUCCUGAAGAAAUACUGGCUGUAAUCUGAAAGCUACUCAAGUCAGAGAAAAGAUUCCUGCUGUCAUCAGUGGGCUUCAAUCAGGUUUGACCAGCUCCAGCAUAAAGCCAAAUAACAACCUUCAGACUAUCAGCAGUGAUGAAACUGUUUGGAAUUGAGAGCUACAUCCCCAGGCCAGCUGAAAAGGACACAAAACACAGGAUUCAAAGAAGGGUCAGCUACAACGUGUCUCUCCAGGAAGACUCCACAAUGAGAAAAACAACCCAGAGUUGCUUCUUACUGAUCAUCCUUCUAAUUAGAAUUGUUCCAAGUCUUUCUUCUACUGUAAAUUAUACUGAUCCUACAUUAGAGCCUGUAGUAACAGAAAAUUCAGUCAUACGACAGAAGAUAAUAGAUUCACAGUUCAAAUGCUAUGAGAGGAUGAACAGAGCUCCUCCAUACAAGAAAAAAGGUCUGUUCUGCAACCGAACAUGGGAUGGCUGGUUGUGCUGGGAUGAUACACCUGCUGGAAGGAUCACUGCUCAGAAUUGUCCAGAUUAUUUUCCAGACUUUGAUCCAACCGAGAGGGCUUCAAAAUACUGUGAUGAAACUGGAAACUGGUUCCGCCAUCCUGAGAGCAACCGAACCUGGUCCAAUUACACCCUGUGCAACUCUUUCACCUCUGAAAAACUAAAGAUGGCGUUCAUACUUUAUUAUAUGGCGAUCGUUGGCCAUGCUUUGUCUAUAACAUCCCUGUUGGUUUCCUUGGCAAUUUUCUUCUAUUUCAAGAGCCUCAGCUGUCAAAGGAUAACACUGCAUAAGAAUUUGUUUUUUUCAUAUGUGCUGAACUCCAUGUUUACAAUUGCCCACCUCAUUGCUGUUGUCCCUAACCCGGGCCUUGUAAAAAGGGAUCCCGUAAGCUGCAAAGUGCUGCAAUUCUUUCAUCAGUACAUGUUGGGGUGCAACUACUUCUGGAUGCUCUGCGAAGGCAUUUAUCUUCAUACACUGAUCGUAGUGGCAGUGUUUGCUGAAGAGCAGCGUUUGCACUGGUAUUACCUCUUGGGCUGGGGGUUCCCUUUAAUGCCAGCAUCCAUUCAUGCUGUUGCAAGAGCCAGAUACUUCAAUGACAACUGCUGGAUGAGUGUUGACACACACUUGCUCUAUAUUGUUCAUGGGCCUGUAAUGGCAGCUUUAUUGGUCAAUUUUUUCUUUUUGCUUAACAUUGUCCGAGUUUUGGUGACAAAGCUGAGAGACACCCACCGUGCUGAGUCCAACAUGUAUAUGAAAGCUGUUAGAGCUACUUUAAUCCUGGUGCCCUUACUAGGAAUUCAGUUUGUUAUUAUUCCCUGGAGACCAGAAAACCGACUUGCUGGAGAAAUAUAUGAUUACAUCAUGCAUAUAUUAAUGCAUUACCAGGGUUUACUCGUGGCUACUAUAUUCUGCUUCUUCAAUGGUGAGGUCCAAGGAGCUUUGAAGAGGCAAUGGACACAGUACAAAACCCAGUGGGGCCAAAGGCGCCGCGAGCACUGUUCCACACGAUCUACCUCCUACACAGCAACAUCAAUCACAGAGGUCCCCGUUUACCUGUAUCACCAUGAUUCCAACAAUGAACAGCUAAAUGGAAGAUAUGUAGAGGACUCUGAACUCGUUGCAUUAAAGUCUGGAGAGACAUCUACCUAGCUCAGCACCAGCCAUUGCAAACACAUUGUUUCAUGUUCUGCCUGUGAACAAAGUGGGGAGAAGGGUGGGAGUGUGGAAAUCCAAGAUGCUGUGUCAGAGUGCAGGCCCAGGUGGAAGGACACAUCAUAUUCAAACCACAUCAGCCUCUGACAGCAGUGGUGUGAGGGAGUCUGAUGCAGACCUGGAAAUAGUAUUUCUUCCUGUGCGCUGCAGCAGGGAGUGAACAUGGACUUGCCUACCAGGCUGUGUAAUCUCCACAUCUCCUGAUACCAGCCAUAUAAAGUGACCACCCAACAUUCGUGACAACUGCAGGUAGUCCAUAGCAAACAGGAAAGAAAGAACCAGUAUGUGGCAAUUGGAAACUUUCAGCACUUUUUGUUUUCUCUACUUUUCUUUAACACUAGUUUUUAAACUACCAACUUUCACAAGAUGUAACUGGCUUAGAGUCUUUUAUUUUUCUCUUUUAAUGAGCUUGAUGACUGCUUCAAAGAUUUUGCACAUUGCAAGAAAAAUCAAAUAUAUAAACAGCAGAAAGUCACUCCAAAGUAUUGAAAUCCUGAUGAUUUCCAAAGGAUGCCCCAAAAUAUUACCAACCCCAAAGGAUACCCAGAAUAUUAUCAUCCCAUUAGCAGGUGCAUAAAGCAAAUGAAGGUGAAAUAGUCAUUGCAUACCAAGAUCUCAAACACCCUGAGAGAAACAGAUCAGUUCUUCAGGCUGCAUCACACAAAUCUUGAAGGCAUCUCAAAAUAGUUUUUGUUUAACAAUACCGAGAGUUCAAGAAUAUUUAUUUAUAGGAAAAAUUGUGAGUCUAUUACUUUGCCCAGAAACUCAUCAUUAAGGCACAAUUUUUUGUGAAAUUUGUUUGGAAAUUACAGUUUUAUUUAAUGGACUUUCUGAGGUUAAUGUUAGAUGAAUGUUUGUCUCUGUUAUAAAAUUGUGAUCAUGACAGUAAAGGUAAAGAUACCAUGUAAGAAAUGAGAAACUAAUGUCUUAGCACAGGACGCAUCUAUUUUUAGAAUUUGAUUGCUCUCCUGAGUUCCUAAUCAUCAGAUAGUCCUGCCAAAACCCUUGAUGACCUAUUUCAGAUUCUAUUGAAAUUAGCAGACAAAUCCCUGCUAACUUCAAUGAGUGGUGAACAACUCUCUUCAGUGUUCGGGAAUGUCUUAUGCAAUACAGUUUGGUGUAGACCCCAAAAAUAGGAGACCACUUCAUUCAUAGUGAUUUGAAACAAUUUUUAAAUAUUGUGUCCAACCAGGCUGUUUUUCCUUGCUUUACCCUUAAUUUGUAGAUAUUAAAUGGAGGGGCAAUGUACAUGACUACCUACAUGAGUCACCAUCUUGCUGGAGAAGUCCCUCCCAGGAAUGAGUUCAUGAGGGAUAGGUGUAAACCCAGCACUGAGAGAGGGGACUGAAUUCCCACUAUCCAUACAAGAGGCAAUGCCUUGCAGAGAAGAGGGUUACUCCAUUUUUGCCACCAGCACACGCACACAAUCUCUGUGCACUACCAACACUUCCCAGUGUGAGGAAUGAGCUCCUGGCUCUGCGACCGUGGAACAAGAGAGAGGAGCUGGGGAACAAGAUGAUGGGGAACAUGUGAUGUCUUGCAGAUCAUCACAUGGUUAAUCCAGUGGAACACUUACAAAAAAAUACCUUCAUGUGUAUUUUGUUCCAACCACAUACCUAUUUUUCAGACUUCAAGGAAUACGAAGAUAGUUAUUUUUUCAGACAACAGUAUUUCUCGCAUUGUUAUUUCUGUUUUCACCAGUGAACAGUAGGAAGUGGAGGAGUCAGUUGUUAAAGACAAUAAAGUGGCUCUGCUAUGAACACUGUAUUUCUGAACUGCUUUGGGACACACCACACUUCCUGGGAGUGCUCCAGAAGGCAUUCCUGGUUUCUAAAGAUACAAAUGAGCUGAUUGUAAAAGAAGUGUGCAUAAUAUUAAAAGUUUAAUAAUGAACAUGUUGGUUUUAAUGAUGUACAUGUUUACAACAUGUAAGUGCAAGUUGUUUCACUGUUAUGUUCAUGUGGAUGUACAAAAUGGAAAUGCUUUGCCAUUAUAAUGAUUGUGUUCUUUCUUCACUA
Messenger RNA from Pipra filicauda (Wire-tailed manakin), 4105 nucleotides. RefSeq names its product calcitonin receptor (gene CALCR). The coding region runs from base 504 to 2024 and encodes 506 amino acids. Lineage: Eukaryota; Metazoa; Chordata; Aves; Passeriformes; Pipridae. Gene Ontology annotation, biological process: positive regulation of cytosolic calcium ion concentration; adenylate cyclase-activating G protein-coupled receptor signaling pathway; cell surface receptor signaling pathway. The record is from RefSeq and is a predicted model, not a curated record. Gene Ontology annotation, molecular function: amylin receptor activity; calcitonin receptor activity. Gene Ontology annotation, cellular component: axon; plasma membrane. The transcript has 15 exons.